GUGGAAGUUUCUGUGGAUGAUGAAAGUGACGUUCAGUGCUGAGAUGAAUUUAUUAUUUCGCGUUAGUUGCUCCUAAUAGAUAAUGUCGUGCACAAAUUUAAUUGACCUAAACGAUGAUUGCCUUUUGUGCAUCGUGUCAUUCCUUGAGCUUCGCGAGUUAGUCAAUUUUGAGCAUGUCUGCAGGCGAACGCAACAAAUAGCGCGAAUGCGUUAUCGGAAGUACAGUAAAUACAAACUUCUGCUAAGGGAUGAGAAUAUGGAGUCUGCAAAAAUCCUCAACAGCAUUGGGGAAUUUAUAGAAAUAAUGGAAUUUUCAAGUGGUUUCAUGAUCAACAACAAUAUUAAUAAAAGAAUUUUGAAAAAUAUUGCAAAUUUCUGCAUAAAUAUGCAUACACUUACGCUUAGAUAUUUCAGUCUAAACAACGCUGAGAGAGUACAGCAAUUAGAACACAUCACCAUUUGUUCAGCCCUGAAGACUUUAUAUUUAGUUAAUUGUGAUGUAAAUAUGGAUCUUAUAGAAGGAUUCCAAGAGUUAAAACACAUCACAAUAAUUUAUGAGUAAGGAAAUUGCAUUUUAAAAUUAAAUAUUUUACACAAAUUUUCCAUUUUAACCGUUAUCUUAAAAA
Molecule: messenger RNA, 626 nt
Organism: Phlebotomus papatasi
Lineage: Eukaryota; Metazoa; Arthropoda; Insecta; Diptera; Psychodidae
Exons: 3
Coding region: 83-562 (159 amino acids)
Molecular function (GO): protein binding
Source: RefSeq, a predicted model, not a curated record